UAGUUGGCGACACAUGGCUGCCCCAAGUGUUUACAACUUCUCGCGGCUGAACUGAGACAAAAUUCUCCCCGGCGGAGGAUAUCGAGCAGUUUAACGGGUCCACGGGUUCAUUCAUCUCUGCGUGCAGCUGGGAAACCACCGAGGAGGAAAACGCUUAACUGCGAGCAGAAAUUACCAGCAAGCCACGCAGGUGGGUGGCUGCUGUGAUGUCCUUCAUCCCCAACAGACUCAACCAUCCACACUGCAGGAAGAAGCGCUGUCCGAGCAGCACCAGCCCCACCCACGUGUGACGGACACCCACUGGACACCUGACCCACACACAGCAGAUCGACAGGCAGAGCCAUGUCUGAUUCAGGCGGAGAAGGUGGAGGUGUGUCUGGGUCGGCUGCAGGGCAGGACUCGGAGGGAGACGGCGAGCCCCCUCAACACGUCCCACCGUUGCUGCCCGAGUCCGACUAUGCUGAGGUGGAGGAGACUCCAGGAGAAGCAGCUCCACCUUCUGCCAAGCGAUCAAGGAUGGGGGAGGAGGAGAUGGGGCUGGAGGAGGUCGUGGAGUCCGAGGAGAAGGAGCUGGGGGAAGUCGAGGAGUCUGUAAGAGUGGAUGAAGAGAUGCGAGCACAGGAAAACCUCAUCCGGCCUGCACAAACAGGAGAACUAUUACAAGGUGAGGAGGAAGUACAGAAAGGGGAGGGGGCCGCAGCCAUCGCUGAAGGUGUAGAAGAAUGCCAUCAGAAUGGAGAUGAGGGUCAUGAGGAGGGAGAAACGGAGAGACCAGAGGAGGAGUGCAGCAGCAGCAGAUCUGCAGACAGCCCCAGUGUCGGGCAACACCUUGCCUUGGAUUUUACCCACGACCCCCAGAUGCUGACCGGCUCCUGGAACGAGUACUCCAACUUCCCAGAGAACUACCUGAGAGGCUGCAAAUGGGCCCCGGACGGCUCCUGUAUCCUGACCAACAGCGCAGACAACGUGCUCCGUGUCUACAACCUCCCACCGGAGAUCUACAGCUACGCCUGGGACCUGCUUCCUGAGAUGAGUCCAGUGCUGAGGAUGGCUGAGGGGGACACCAUCUACGACUACUGCUGGUACCCUAACAUGAACUCCUUGGAGCCGGAGACGUGCUUCUUAGCCAGCAGCAGCCGAGACAACCCCGUGCACAUAUGGGACGCCUUUUACGGGGAGGUGCGAGCCAGCUUCAGACCCUACAACCACCUGGACGAGCUGACGGCCGCCCACUCACUCUGCUUCUCCCCCGACGGCACGCAGCUGUACUGCGGCUUCGACAAGACGGUCAGGGUGUUCUACACGGAGCGGCCCGGGCGAGACUGCGAGGAGCGGCCCACCGUAGUGAAGAAGCAGGGCCAGAGCGGCAUCAUCUCCUGCCUGGGCUUCAGCCCCUGCCAGGCGGUGUACGCCUGCGGCUCGUACUCCCGCUGCGCCGGCCUCUACUCCUGUCAGGACGGCACCCUGCUGGCCCUGCUGCCCACCCGCCACCACGGCGGCCUCACGCACCUGCUCUUCUCCCCCGACGGCAACUACCUGUACACUGGCGGCCGCAAGGAUCCAGAGAUCCUGUGCUGGGACCUCAGAGAGCCGGGGAAGGUUGUGUUUUCCCUGAAGAGGAACGUGACCACGAACCAGCGCAUCUACUUUGACUUGGACCCGUCGGGCCGGUACCUCCUGAGCGGAGACACGGAGGGGGUGGUGUCGGUGUGGGACACUCAGACGGCGCCCCCUGAUGGCCACGAGGAGCUGCUGCAGCCUCAGCUCCGGGUCCAGGCCCACUGGGACUGCACCAACGGCAUCAGCGUCCACCCCUUCAUGCCGCUGCUGGCGACGUCCAGCGGCCAGCGGCAGUUCCCGUGGCCCGCCGACAGCGAGGGCGACUCGGCCUCGGACACGGAGGGCGGCGGGGCCGGCGUGUCGCAGCAGGAGGUCAAGCAGGACAACACCCUGAGUCUGUGGUGGGCCGGACCGCUGGGGCCCCCCGCCGACGAGGACCAGAGCACAGCGGUGCUGGAGGUGUGACGCUCCGAUCCUCUGCCGCUCAUCUGCCCCGGGACGUCUGUCUCAUCUCCUCCUGACAUGUGACACUUGAUGGACGAAAUCACGACUUGAUUGUUGCUUCAACAGUCUGUUUACAUUCCUUAAAUCGGCUGUAAUUUUAUCAUAUUUGCUGACACGUUCUGACCCGGAGAUUUAAACUCUGGAGGCUUCGUGCAGUUUUAGUGGGAAAAGUGUCGUUCAGGGGGGAAGGAAAGCACCCAAAUACGUACAUUUAAAUACUUCACUGCCACAAACUAAAGUCGUGCCUCAUUCGCCAAAAGUUUUUUGUUUUUUCAUAUUUGCAGGUUUAUAACAUAAUAAUGUCUGUGAUGUGAGUGUUUAUAAAGUUACGAUUUCUGAGAUUAUGGUCAGAAUUUCAGUUUUGAUUUGUGUUUUAUUUCCUCAAAUUUGCAGGAGCGUGUGGUCGGACUGUUUUCUGUCAUGAAACAAAGUUAAAUUACAUUUUUUUUAAUUGAAAUUUGCAUUUAAAAAAAAAAACUGGCUUUGAGAAAUCGUGACUUUUUUCCUUAUUAAAAUGUAACCGUUUGCUGUUCCACCACCCUCACCCCCCCAGAGGGAAAAGCUGGAGGCGGCCCUGUGGUGGAGGUGUUGUCUGAAGCCUCCACGGUUUAACCCUCCAGGUCGGGUCAUCUGCUCCAUCUCCAUCGGAGUCUGGACAUCAAUCUUUCACAAUUUUGUUGGAUUUUUUUUUUAUUUGAACAUUUGUUUGUAAGAUCCAGUCAAGGUCAAAUGUUACAAGUCUCUUAAUUUUUUAUCCAUGAAUCUGCAUCUGUGAUGGCUUCAGUGUGUCUGAGGCCGUGGACGGCCGUGACUCGGCUCGCUGUCUGUCCAGUGAUCCCAGUUAAACUGUGGGAGUGUGUGUUUGUGUGUGUUUGGCUGUAAGGCUGCCCUGGAGAUCCCUCGUUGCUAUAGUAACAGUAAGUGCCAUUUGUUCUCCAGCUUUGCUUUUGUACACCGAGGGGGUCUCCUGUUUUCUACCUUGUCUUUUAAACCGGUCCUGCACGCCUACAGAUGUAUAUUUUUGUAAAUCCCUCAUGAUUCUUUGAAUGUACUCUCUCUCUCUCUCCUCCGUUCCGCUCGUCCAGGCUUUAAUUAGCGGGCGUGACCCGGAGAGCAGGUCGUACGUGUUUUCCUCCCACCGCUUGUGCUCAGAUCUUAGUUUCUCGUGCGUGGAGACGCAGCACGAUAGUCGUUAUAACUUUAUAGCUGCUGUUCCACGACGUAGUUCGUACUUACAUGCUGCCAGGAAGCUCUGGGGACCACGUGGGCCUUGAAGACGCGUCACAGCUGGAGGUUUUCUCCAAGCUGCAGUGAAUUAAAAUCAUAUCUCAACAGA
This is a messenger RNA of Cololabis saira (Pacific saury), 3400 nucleotides long. RefSeq names its product WD repeat containing, antisense to TP53 (gene wrap53). Lineage: Eukaryota; Metazoa; Chordata; Actinopteri; Beloniformes; Belonidae. Gene Ontology annotation, biological process: Cajal body organization. Gene Ontology annotation, cellular component: Cajal body. The record is from RefSeq and is a predicted model, not a curated record. The transcript is spliced from 11 exons. Bases 343 to 2025 code for a protein of 560 amino acids. Gene Ontology annotation, molecular function: protein binding; RNA binding.